Molecule: messenger RNA, 756 nt
Organism: Cajanus cajan (pigeon pea)
Lineage: Eukaryota; Viridiplantae; Streptophyta; Magnoliopsida; Fabales; Fabaceae
Molecular function (GO): catalytic activity
Source: RefSeq, a predicted model, not a curated record
AUGGGAAUUAAAGAGAAAGUCGACGUAUUAUGUCUUCAUGAAACAAAAAGGGAAGAAAUCUCAGAGAAAGAUUGUCAAGGUUUGUGGGGUGGAAGGGGGGAGAGGGAUAUUGACUGGAAGAUGACCCCUGCAGUCAACAAGGUAGGGGGAUUAUUAUGCGUUUGGUGUAAAGAGAAACUAAAGGUUAGUGAUUCUUUUCAAGGAUCUCGAUUCUUGGGGCUGGUGGGAAUUUGGAGGCAAAAUAGAAGUGAGAUUGUAAUUGUUAAUAUAUAUGCACCUUGUGAUCCUACCAAAAAGAAAAACCUGUGGGGGGAACUAAAGGAAAUAAGAGAACAAAGUAAUAUAAAGGUGUGGUGUGUGGUGGGGGAUUUCAACUGUGUACGAAAGGCAUCAGAAAGAGUGGGGGUGAGGGCGAUUAAUGAUAGAAGGGAUACAACGGUAGUUAGAGAUUUUAACAAGUUUAUUAGUGAUAUGGAUGUUGUUGAUAUUCCUCUCAGUGGUAGGUCUUUUACAUGGUACAGGCCAAAUGGGAGUGCUAAAAGUCAGAUCGACAGAAUUCUAGUGUCUAGGGAAUGGUUUGAUAUUUGGCCUGGAAGUUCUCAAGUGGUACUGAAUAAGAGUAUUUUUGAUAGUUUCCCAAUUAUGGUGAGACAAGCAGAAAUUGACUGGGGACCCAAACCCUUCAAAGUCUUUGAUCAUUGGAUGCAAGAGAAGGACUUCCGUAGGUUUGUGAUAGAGUCUUGGAAUGGGACGUAG